Messenger RNA from Phalacrocorax carbo (great cormorant), 1330 nucleotides. The record is from RefSeq and is a predicted model, not a curated record. NCBI's taxonomy places the organism in Eukaryota, Metazoa, Chordata, Aves, Suliformes, Phalacrocoracidae.
UGGGGGGUGGGGGUGGGGGUGGGGGGAGCGGAGGAAAACCGGGGCUGAACCCCGCCGCCCCCUCCCCGUGCCCGAGCGGCGGAGCGGCCCCGGCGGCGCAAAAUGGCCACGGCGCUGCACAAGCCCCUCAAAUGCCUCGGCGAGGAGUUCUACCGCGAGGCGCUGGAGCACUGCCGCAGCUACAACGCGCGCCUCUGCGCCGAGCGCAGCCUGCGCCUGCCCUUCCUCGACUCCCAGACCGGCGUCGCCCAGAACAACUGCUACAUCUGGAUGGAGAAGAACCACCGCGGGCCCGGGCUGGCGCCGGGGCAGAUCUACACGUACCCGGCGCGUUGUUGGCGCAAGAAGCGGCGGCUGAACAUCCUGGAGGACCCGCGGCUGCGGCCCUACUGCGAGGCGCCCCUGAAGAAGGAGGGGGGGCUCCCCGAGGGGCCGGUGCUGGAGGCGCUGCUCUGCGCCGAGCCCGGGGACAAGAAGGUGGAGCUGAAGGAGGAGGAGGCGACGCUGGAGUGCCCGAAGCAGCCGACGGGCGAAUUCCCCCACGAGCCCGAGGGGGACGAGCUGGAGGAUGACACCCCCCGCCGCAAGAACAAAACCAAGGGCAAGGCGUACGGCCUCGGAGCCGUGCGGAAGCGACAAGAUGCCACCGCGCUGGAGGACCGGGACAAGCCCUACGUGUGUGACAUCUGUGGGAAGCGCUACAAGAACCGCCCGGGGCUGAGCUACCACUACACCCACACGCACUUGGCCGAGGAGGAAGGCGAAGAGCACGGCGAGCGCCUGCCCCUCCCGCGCAGGAACCACCACAAGCAGUUUUACAAAGAGCUGCCCUGGGUGCCCGAGCCCCCGCGGCGGAGCGCAGCUCGCCCCGCCCCUGAAGCCCCCCCGCCCCCCCCCGGGCUCUGCGGGUUCUGCCUGGGGGGGGCCCGCCGGGGGGGGGGUCCCGAGGAGCUGGUGUGCUGCGCCGACUGCGGCCGCGCCGGCCACCCCUCGUGCCUCCAGUUCACGGUGAACAUGACGGCGGCCGUGCGCACCUACCGCUGGCAGUGCAUCGAGUGCAAGUCCUGCAGCCUCUGCGGCACCUCCGAGAACGACGAUCAGCUGCUCUUCUGCGACGACUGCGACCGCGGGUACCACAUGUAUUGCUUGAGCCCCCCCAUGGCGGAGCCCCCCGAAGGCAGCUGGAGCUGUCACCUCUGCCUGCGGCAGCUGAAGGAGAAGGCGUCAGCCUACAUCACCCUCACUUAGGGGGGGGGGGCGCGGGGGUGGCUGGACCCCCCCCCUCCUCCCCCGCACCCCAAAACAACCCCCCCGCACCCCAAAAAACACC